Dermacentor albipictus is the source of this 7742-nucleotide messenger RNA. RefSeq names its product CUB and sushi domain-containing protein 3-like. The record is from RefSeq and is a predicted model, not a curated record. Lineage: Eukaryota; Metazoa; Arthropoda; Arachnida; Ixodida; Ixodidae.
CGAUAAUGCAAUUCUAUUCCAGUGGCAUUCCUGUUACCGCUUCACUAGUGGUAUCGGCCAGGUAUCGGCCGUGACUCGCGGAUGACAAGACAGAAUCGAGCGAAGGAGAUGAUUGCAUUGCACCGCUUACCGCAUAACUUCUGCCCAGCCAGCGCGCACUACCAAAUAACGUGUCUGCUUUUCCCACGAACCACUUCUCCAUAGACAUCGCAGUGACCGUUAUUCUUGCCUGCUUGCCGGUGGCCGUAAGAAUUCAGCAACCCAGUUUGAAAAUGCGCCUCCUACGGAAGAGGAGCGGACAUUCGACGACGCUCCGCCAGGGGACGCUCGUGGCGGCUCCUUCCUCCUCGCGGCCGGGUGGCGGCGUCGCCUCGUGUGAUGUCGCGUGCGCGCGUCGCAUGCGUGGCGCCCGCUUGCCGGCGCGCAUGACGGCUGCUGCCGUGCUCCAGUGAGCGCGCACUACGCCCGGCCACGGAGCAGCGAUCCCGGCGGCCUGCCCAGCCCGGCGACUGGAGGAAGCAAUGGCGUUGCCAGCCUUGGCCCUUGUGCUGCUGGUGGCGACCUGCACCGGUGCCGAGGCGUGCGGCGAGACGCGCGACGGCGCCGACAAGGGCAUCGUGCGGCCGCCUCGCCCACUCCGGGCCAGUGACCGGCUCAACUGCACGUGGGUGCUGCGCGCUACCCCGGGAUUGCGACUGUUGGUGCGCUUGGACAGCGUGCAGCUACCGUCGGCGGCGCUGAGGAGCGCCGCGUUGCGCCUCAGCGUCGACGGCCGCGUGAGCGAGAUCACGCGCGACUGCGUCAACUGCCUCGACGCCACGCUAGCCGGGGAGACAGUGGAGGUCCACUUCGUCUCCAGACACAUCCUCGUUUCGCGGCGCAGUCCCCUGGCCGACGGUUCGGAGCCGGGCAGCUUCCAGCUCCGCUACCGAGCCUUCGACCCCAACCAGUGCGAGCGGCCGCGGCCCCCGAGCCAGGGCUACGUGGUGGGCCGCGACUGGCGGCUGGGCCGCGAGGUGCGCUUUGCGUGCAACCCGCCGCUGGACCCGUUGGGCCACGCGACCGUGGCGCGCUGCGAACCGGGCGGCGACGGCGUGCCCCGCUGGAGCCGCGCCGCGCCCCGCUGCGCGGCCAGCGACUGCCGCCGAGGCCCCGUGCGGCGCGACGCCGGUGCCGGCGCCAUCGCGAGCCCCGGUUACCUGGAGAGGAGGCUGCCGGCCAACCGCCGCUGCGAGUGGCACAUCAGCGCGCCGCCCGGCCACCAGGUGUGGGCGACCUUCACGCAGCUGCGCCUGCCAGGUGCCACGGGUGGCGACGGGCCGCAGCUGUACCUGUUCGACGGCGACGAGUCGACGCCGCUGGCCAACAUGAGCGGCGUGCAGCUGAAGCCGCCGCCGCUGAAUGUGACGAGCGUGUCGAACCGGCUUAUCGUGUUGCUGCUGACGAGCGCACGGCCCGCCGACGACGCCGUAGUGUACAUGGAGUACGCGGCUCGGCCGGCCGCUUGCCCGGAGCCCGCAGAGCCCGCGAGCGGCACGCUGGUGGCCCACAGCCUGGGCGUGGGCUCGCGCGUCGCCUACCGCUGCGACAGCGGACACGCCAUGGUCGGCGAACCGGCCGCCGAGUGCCUGCCGUCCGGCGAGUGGAGCGCCUCGCCGCCGCAGUGCGUGCCGCAGGAGGAGCCAGCCGACGACCAACAGGACGUCUCGGAGGACGCGCACGUGGCCGCGCCGGCCCACGACGACCUGGCCGUUCCCCUGGGUGGACCGCGUGGAUUCACCGUGUCUCCGGCGACCACCACUGACCUCGCUGCCACAGUGAUCAACGAGGAGGAGCCUGUGACAACCGCUGUGACGACGUUGCCGCCGCUGUUGCCCACCACUGCUGUGCCGCCGUCUUCCGAGGAGGCGCUCGACCCGCUCCCGCAGAGCAGCAAGCUGGACCGGGAUCGCUGGAAGCCAUACGAGCAGGACAUCAACCGGGCUGCAGUACUGGCGAAGGGGCCUCCGCGCAAGCCUUCGGCACACAUGGAUCCAUGGCGGGCCUCUGACCACGCCGCCGUAUUGGUUGGAGAAGAGCUCCUUCCACACGGCACCGAGCCCGGUGACGUCGCAACCUCCGGCGUCGAUAACGACCUGGACAUCCCGGAUCGAGGUGGUAGCGAUGGCCUGGAGGAUGGUCUUACGGUAACCAUGGUAGCUGUCAUCGUCGCCGUCACUGCCCCUCUUGCAAUCGCUCUACUGCUGCUAAUCGUGCUCGUGGCCUACCGGCGCCGCUAUCCUGUACGCAUGAUCUUCGGCCGCAAGUUUUCUACUUUUGAGAACCCGGCCUACGUACGCAAGGACGCCCAGAACCCCCGGGAAUUGACCCGGCUUUCGAUAGCUGACCGAGACCGCUUCUGAAGCGGAGAAACUGCCCGGCAGUCGAGUAGUUGUUGCGAGGCAAAGCGAAAUGGCCACGCGGAUCCUGCAACGCAAAAUGAUAGGACGAAGCAACGAAAUGGUUAUGGCCGUUCUGCUCAUAAACGGCAGAUGACGUUUUUCUUGAAUGUGGUGCUGCUUUUUUGUCGCCUCGGGACGUCUCGUGCUCACUAGAUUUUUCAAAGGCGACAUUUUAGCCCUUCCGCCGUCGGAAAAGGCCCCCUGGUCUUUUGGCAUUACCUUUGAAUUCAACGCUCCUUGGCCUGGUGACAACCCGGUGUGUCCAGCGAUUGCCAUGUUUAACUGACGAUCGGUCUGUGACUGGGAAAACAUUUUUUCUACUGCCGUUGACCAGCGGACUGUUGUAGCGUGUGUGGCGCUGGAAUGUGUUGCAUAAGUGACUACAGGGACGGCUCGUGUUUGAGCUGCCUCCACGUAUUCUCGUCGUAGGCUGCUUUCUGCGGUGUCGCUUCGUACCUUCUGGUGGAAUGCUCCACAAGACUGUCGAGGUGGCGUAAAGGUGAUGUGAUCCGGGGAUUGUGGACCUUAGCGUGCGAAAGGCUUUCAAAGGCCUGCACAUGAGCGACGGUAUCAUCAAGACUGCGAAACGCCCAGCUGCUGCAUUGUGUGUGUUCGAAACUUCUUGAGCUCCGCCUUCGCCUACUAUGCGUGUUUGAUGAUUUUUUCUUUGAACAUACUAGUAUUCACAGGAGUCAUACUUCAACCAUUAUUAACUGUCUUUUCUCCAUACGGGACAGCGCUUUAUACACCAGGCAAAUAACGAGCGACACCACGAAGCGUUGUCGUCAGCAAUUUUUUAAUGAUUUUACUUAUUUGUGUACACGAGUAUAUACGAAGUAACAAAUAAGAUGCACAAGAAUAGGCGUUACAUAAACGGUAUUCUUGCGUGCUAAGUGCCUCAUUCCGUCUUUCGUGGGCUAAAACAGUUGUCAAGAUGCAUGCAUAAAAGCGCGUUGUUUUUCAGUAAAAUGGACGGUUUUGCGAUUGUCCUGAGGGUCAAUAAUCAAAUGAAUAUUUAUUGUCUUUCUCCACAGCUGUUUACACUCUUUACAAAUUAUUCCGGGAUCUUAUAGAAUAGGAAGAGAGCUACUGUCGCGUCAGUGAACGCCGAAGUGACUACAGGGACCUUCGGAAUCAUUUUAUAUUGCCGACUGAACUGGUUGGCGCUUUGUUUUCAUGGACUUUGUCUUCCUGUCCUCCUUGUUUCGUACGGGCAGUUCCUUGUCCAGAGAGCCGGAAUUAGCGGAUCAGAGCGUGCACAUGUGUUAUUUUUACGCACAAAGGUGCAAGCUGCAGACAAGCAUGUAGCUGUUCUGGAGGGUUUUCAAACGACAAGCUGAUGAAUUGCGUUCGCUACACUUGGCAGUUGCCGGAACAUUUCUUCCCGCCCUCUGGUAGUGACCAAAAAGCAGAGAUAUGUCAUUUAGCCGCGAUAAAAAACUCGUGUAGAUAGUACAGUUUCAUAGUGAGAGUAGCGGGGUGCUACUGGCAGGAGCGUUUGUGUGGGUCGUCGAUGGGGAUACAAAGCUAGCAUAGAAUCACUGCGUGUGUACCUAUGCGCCUAAAUUAAGCUAAUGCGUUUUCGAACCCCUUUGUCUAUUUACUUCCUGGGGUGCUUAUACGACUGGAAAUAGAAUAAUUGUGCGUUUUGUUUAUCUAACUUUAGUAACAUUAAAGAUGAUCCAAACAUAAAACAAAGGAUUUCAUAUGGUGUAUGUUACAAGCGAUAUGCACAUGAAGCGUCAUGAAUCAAGUGUCGCAAUGAAUUUAGUGCUGACAUUUGCGCAAUGAUAUAACUUGUUGUGGUUGCAAAACGGUUAGCUAUUCCAAAGACACUUACGCUUGAAUUGUGAACGACAGUUUUGCUAAAUUGUUUAAAAAGUGCAUGUCGUACCCACGAUUGCUUGGUGGUUGUACACUUACAAAGGUCAUGUUACUCUAGCAAUGUUAUAUAAAUCUCUACGUCGAAAGAAAGAUCGGAUAUUCAGCUCAGUUUCACAUGUUGCCAUCGUGCUUCUCUGUUCGUGAAUUCGGCUUGGCAUAUAACUUAGUGUCACCCUCCAAGUACAGAGCGAGUCAAGGAAGACACAGUAAUAACGAGGCAGGUUUCAGGGCGUUCCGUCCGGUCUCGCGCCUUAUCUUGUGAAACACGUAGUUGUUGGACCUAUCGGUGCAUGUCUUUUUUUUUAAAUCCGGAAUUGUAGAGCAGCUAAAGAGCAGGCAUUACAGAACCAACAUAUAUAGGUUGUGUGCCUGUCCAUGUUGGUUCUGUUGUGCGUGAUCUUUUGCUGCGCCACAAUUCCGAUAAAAAAAAUACUUACACCGUCUUCGCCUGUGUGAGCUGUGCAUAGUUUUCACUUUCCGGCUCAAAAUUGCACAGGGAAGGAAGAACACGCGAGUCGAGAGCUCACUAAAAAAUUAAUGCUUCUUUUGAAAAAAAAAUCGCUUAAUGGUAACAACAAUAGCCCGAAACGCACACUUAUACUGCGCACAAGUUCUUGCAAAAGGGGGGCUUACGUCGCUUACAAGGGCAUAAAAGAACGUUAUUCAGUAUUUGCGGAACAUUUUUCAGAAGAUAAGCGUGGUCAGCGAACUUGGACAGAAGGACAAAAAUACUCUUUUAAAUAACAUCCGCGCAAAGCAAGUGCGUCUGACAGUGUUAUUGUUGUUCGCUUUAAAUUUGCGUUCAAAAUAAACGUUGUGUUCAUGGUGAGCGGUCGUGUCGUAAUGUACCGCUUAGGUGCCUGUCUGAUUUUCGCAUUGACAAGCCACACACGUGCCAACUCGCUACCUUGCCCUAAGUAUUUCAAAUGUCUCACUGACUAUCCCGAAGAAAGGUGUCAGUUUCUGAUGUAGUGCAAUGAACAAUGUGGGCUUUAAGCUGUGGAAAAGCUAAGUUACGACACGAAAUCAAUCUUCUAGCUCGCGUGUAUUUGUGGUCUGCAAGUCAUGCAUGAAGCUGGUGGUGCAGGAAAGCCGUACUGCAGGACGUCCCAAAGCACCUUUUUAUUGCAUUUAUGGUAUAGUUGUUAUUGCUUGUAUACGCGUAGCGAGUGUAUUAUUGCGUAAUUGAGAUAUUACACAGGCUCGAUAGACCAAAAAAAUGCUCAACGGCAACGUACUGAAUCAACCUGCAAAUGAGUGUGUAACGACGUCUAGUCUAAGAGUGCAUUUAUGGCGUUGUAAUCCAAACGCGACCCUUAUUGUUCGUUGGUGCAUAUAUAUAUAUAUAUAUACAUAUAUACGUGACCCUACAGCUAACUAAGCUUUAGGCGACUAGGUACCACAGUAUAGAUAAUCGUUCUGAUCCUGUCACCAUAGCUUCCGUAAGAUUUUUUGAAGCGGAUGAACUUGGCGUAUAAAAGAGCGAUAUGCACUAGCCUAAUGUGACUUCCUUUUUCCAAAACAAACCACGCAUUUAGCACCGUAAACACAUUUUAAUGACAAGGUAAGGUUUCCUCCUCACACAACGGUAGGCUCUCAGUUGGACAUGAUCUACCUUCAUCUGCCAAACUUUUGACCCAGGCGAAUCUGGCACAACGUAAAGUUACACGAGGACUGUGCGCAAAGAGCGCGACAGCAUUUGAUAGAAAACUGUUAUUCCCUAAGCUUCGGCAAUCAGCUGUUGUUUGCACGCGUCACCACUGCGAAGAUUUAAACCACAACGAGCCUGUUUUUUUUUUCUCGCGGCUCGGUGUUAUGACAUAGGAAAGAGAAGGCGCUAUCACUCUGAGUUGAGUCCUGUUCGUAUAUGUAUGCCGCUGCUUUUUGUGGCGCAAGCGGAGAUUGCUGUGGCAGCUUUAUUACUUUAGUCCUCAAAUCGUUCGGGGAUCCGCAAAGCUUCACAUUGGGAACGAGCAUAGCGUGUAUGAAAGUGCUAAGCACUGAAAAUAAGAUUAAUUGUUGUUUAUGUCGUUAACACGAGCGUCUUCGGUUAGCGUUCGCUUUCUGGCGACACAUGGCCCAGUGAUUCCAUGAACGCUUUGCCCGUACGUGCUCGCCCUAUCUGCUCUCAGCCCAGAACGAUAAGUGGCACCGCAGCUCACGCGUUCGAGGAACUCAUUGCUUGGAUUUUCCAGCGUAAAUGACCUGCUCCCUCUGUGGGCUGUCGUGCCUUGAAGAAGACAAGUCCACUUGUCGUAAUGUUGGCUCUUGCUUUCACCUUGUUCUCGUUUUGCUCAUGGUGUUGAAUUUCCAUCUCCCGCCUUCCCCGUGUUUUCCAAACAUGAAUAGUGUAUCACAAGAUUAUGCAAGCAUCUGGCAGCGUGUUGGUGAAAUACAUCAUUGUUACACCUUGAUACAUUUUCGUAGGCUUCCAGCUUCGUUUGGCGUCUUUGGUAGAGAAAAAAUGAAUGUAUGUAUUUUUAGUACUUAUGCAAGCAAAGGUAGUCCAGCCUCCCUAGUGAAACUUCGCCAAUUGAAGUCUGCUGGCGAUCCUCCAUUUGCUACGCGGGUAACAUAACCCUGUUAGCCUAGUCCCUUAAGAAAGGGUUUCGUAGGAGUAUCAAUCGCUUUCACACUCAUCGCCGUAGCAUUGUGGCCUAUUUCGAUAUCACCUGUGCGAAAUUGUGGCAUGGCAAAAUAUGUGCCAUGAUUUCUGGGUAGUUCUCUAGCGCCGAAAAACCACACUAGGUAAAUUUUUAUAUGGGGGAACGAGAUCUAAGUUGAUGAAGAAGGAAUAGAUUUCUACCCUCUGGUAGCGCGUUAUGAAUUCAUAUGUGUGAGCUGCUGUUCGUCGCCAGCUGUAAGCAAGUGCAGAGCCCCUGAGAUCCUUAACAAUACCGUGCAAGCGGCGACCGCACGUCAUGUAGAUGCUGUCUAAUGGCGAGAAGCAACUAGAAUGACUAUAGCCUGUGCAAAACGAUGGGCGAAACGAGAACAAGGCGAAAGCAGAAACCAACGUUUCGACAAGUGGACUUGUCUCCUUCAAGGCGACAUAUGCUUUCCUAGCAACAGUAUACAGAAAUUGUUUUCUUCUAAAAGGGAGAGGGCGCGUGCAUGCGGCAACGAGCGAAGGUGUAUUAGCGGCGAGGGUGUAGAAUUGAGAAUAAAGGAGUGCUCGGCACAAGGCCAGGGACACGGCCGUCUGUCAAUCACGUGUCAGCGCCCGUGUGUGAGCGGGCGUGUCAACUGCGAGCACAGCAGCCCUCUAGUACCUGUUUCGCUGGUGGUCGGGGGCUAUCGUGUCUCUGAAAAAGACAAUAGAAAGCGCGGCAGAAACCGGUGCUCGGGAAAAAAAAAUUCUGAAAUGGAAUAAAUAAAUAAGUAAAAGGAAAAAAGGAAGGAAGAAGAAAAAAAGAA